AUGUCCACUGGAGGCAGGUUUGACUUUGAUGACGGGGGGUCGUACUGCGGGGGGUGGGAGCAGGGCAAGGCCCACGGCCGGGGGGUCUGCACGGGGCCACAGGGCCAGGGGGAGUACGCUGGGGCCUGGAGCCACGGCUUCGAGGUCCUUGGAGUCUACACCUGGCCCAGCGGGAACAGCUACCAGGGCACCUGGGCACAGGGGAAGCGCCACGGUGUGGGCGUGGAGAGUAAGGGCCGCUGGGACUACAGGGGGGAGUGGACGCAGGGCUUCAAGGGACGCUACGGCCAGCUGGAGAGCACGGUUAGCGGGGCCCGUUACGAGGGGACCUGGAGCAACGGCCUGCAGGAUGGAUACGGGACUGAGACGUACUCCGAUGGAGGUAAGGAAGGAAGGGACACACCAGGCCUCCAAGCUGAGCAGCAUCUGACCCCCUAUAAAUGACCCCCUAUUCUCUAAAUAGUGUACUUAUUUAGAUCAGAGCAGCCCUGAGCAACAUCUUCAUCAACUAAUCACUCUUACUAUGCAGUGCACUUGUAUUCAUUCUAUUUUGGUUUUAAGACACUAAAAGGGUCACUCUUCCCUCUCCUUCUCCUGUACCGCUCAUCCUCCUUUCAACCCUCAUCCUUUACUAAAAUCCAUUCAUUCUCGCCAUCUCUCUUCAUACAGUAUCUCCACCUGCCUCCCCUUGUAUCUGAAAGGGGUUAUCCAUAUCUGAGACCUAUUUCAGCUGGGAUUGAUAAGGCAAUACAGGUCACCUCCCCAGUCAGCAGUAAUAGGUCUGAAACAUGCAGUGAAUCAGAGAGGGGCCCCUGCAGACUGGCACUAGAUCCUAAAGCACAUUUAGGACUACGUCUGGAUCUGGGCGAGGCCCUGCGUGUGCGUUCACGCUUUACAGAGAAAGAGGAUGUAGGGCUAUAUUGCUAUUUCCAGUUCCGGUAAUAAAGUGGGGUGAAAGCAUGACACUUACUGUGGGCUACCGGUAUAGUACAUGUUACCACGCAAAGACAAACACUGAUGCUGCCAGUAAUGGCAGGUAACUGAAAUGCAUCAGCGUUUAUACAUGCCGCCAUCUAAUUUGAGGCCUGUUGAAUCUUUAUAUCCUCUCAGAUUCCAUCUGUAUUCCCACUCUCCUCUAUUCCCCCUCCUCUAUUCCUCUAUUCCCCUCUCCUCUAUUCCCCCUCCUCUAUACCCCUCUCUCUAUCCCCCUCCUUUAUUCCUCUAUCCCCCUCCUCUAUUCCCCCUCCUCUAUUCCUCUAUUCCCCCUCCUCUAUUCCCUCUCCUCUAUUCCCCCUCCUCUAUUCCCCCUCCUCUAUUCCUCUAUUCCCCCUCCUCUAUUCCCCCGUCCUCUAUUCCCCCUCCACUAUUCCUCUUUUCCCCCCUCUCCUCUACCCCCUCCUCUAUUCCUCUAUUCCCCUCUCCUCUAUUCCCCCUUUCCCUUCCCCCCGCUCCCGUUUAAAAUUUUUUCGACACCUUGUAGGGUUUCCCCGCCUCACGAAUUUAGGCUUUUUGAGGGCAAAAAGGGGGGGGAAUCAAAAAUUUUUAAAAUGGGAAUGUUUUGUACACUCAGUUGGUUUUUUCCCCCUGCCAAUAUACCCUUUGAGUUGAAUUGAGAGAGCCCGAGACAGAGAAAAAUAGAGGGGGAGAGAGAGAAGAGAAGAGGAGAGAGAGAGAGAAGGGGAGAGACAGAGAGAAAAGAGAGAGUGAGAGGGGAGAUUUAUUAGAUUGCUAGGGAUUUGGGGGGAAAACGGGGUAUUCCCCCCGGGGCCCGCAGUGAACCAAACCCCACACUGCUCUUUCCCCCGUCCCAGGGGUUUUAUUCUUUAAGAAGGCCACAGAAGGGGGGAGGGAGGGGGGGAGGGAGAAGGGAGCGUGUGGGGGAGGGUAAUUUGGGGGGGUUGGGAAAAGUUUCCUUUAGUAAAAGAGCCGAUUUUAAGAGAGAGAGAGAGAAGAGAGAGCGAAAACGCCGAGAAACCCCAAAAAAAUUUGGGGGGUUGGGGAAAAUGGGUAUAUUUAACGAUCCAGAGAUAGGUUGAGCGCUAAAAUACAGAAGAUAAAGCGGAAAGGGGGAAAAAAAUAAAAUUUUAUAAUUUUUUUUUUGUUGUUUGCAUCACCCCCCCCCGCAUGUUGUUCCGGGGAGACGCAGCCCAUUUUUAAAGCGCAAGGGGGCAAGUGGGGGAGGAGGAGGAGGAGGGGGGAGGAGGAGGAGGGGGGGAGAGGAGGAAGGGAAAACAACAGGGGAAAAACUCCGUCAGUUUGGUCGUCCCGGGGUGGGGUGUGUGUGUUCAGGGUGUGUGUGUGUGUUUAGGGGUGUGUGUGUUUGGAUGUUUUUCCCGCCCAUGCUUAUAGCCCAUGCCCAUCUCUUUUCCCCUCCCUCCUGUUUUUUUUGGGGCUUUUGGUGCCUGGAUCCCCUCCCCCCGUCUCUUCCCCUCUCCGUUUUCUGUGUGCCGGUUGGGAGCCCCCGCUGAGGCUGGUGGUGUAAUGUCUGAUUGACCGCUUUGUCGCGCUCCGUGAGGCCUUUGGGACUAUUAGAAAAGCCGGGCCUAGCCCGUCUGGACGGCCCCCCCCCGCCAAACGAAAAAGGUGAUUUGGGUUUGUUUCCCCUCCCCGCUGGCGAGGUGUGUGGAGGAGGGUGGAGGAAAGGGGGCAUUCCCGCACGCCCCUGGGAACAGAAUGCCCCGGGCCCGGGAAAAAAACAUCUAGAUUUCCCUUUAAAGUCACGCCAGACCCAGUUUCCCCCAAACCCGCCACCCCCUGGGCAAACCAAAGAGACCCCCCCCUCUCUCCCCCUUCCCAUUCCCCUCUCUCCAUCCCCGGUGAUGCUUUCUGGGGCCAAAACCCUGCUUGUCAAAAACUGGGAACCGUUUUGAUGGGCUUUUCAAAAAAACCCCCAAAAACAAAAAAAAAAGGGGAAAUUUUCUUGAAAAUUUUAAACCUCCAUGAUUUAAACCCCCCACCUGCCUCCCCCCCCUGGAAACGCUCUGUGUACCCCCUCUUCUCUCUUCUUUGGACGUUUUGAAGGGGUUUUUCCUAAACCUGUUUUAUGCAUGUCCACUUGGAAAGGGAGGGUUUUACUUUGAUGACGGGGGGUGUACUCGGGGGGUGGGAGCAAAGGGCCCAAAGGGCCCCGGCCGGGGGGUUUUGCACGGGGCCCCAGGGCCCGGGGGAGUUAAACUGGGGCCUGGACCCCGGGGUUCGCGGUCCUUGGAGUCUACACCUGGCCAGCGGGAAACAGCUAACCCGGGGACCCACAGGGGAAGCGCCCGGUGUUGCGUGGAAAAGAAGGGCCGCCCGGGGCUUUUCAGGGGGGAGUGGAGGGAGGGCCCUUUAAGGGGACCCUACGGCCCCGGGGAGAGCAGGUUAGCGGGGCCCGUUUUCAGGGACAAAGGGGGCAAAGGCCUGAGGUGGGGUACGGGGGCUGAGACGUCUCCAUGG
Molecule: messenger RNA, 3435 nt
Organism: Coregonus sp. 'balchen'
Lineage: Eukaryota; Metazoa; Chordata; Actinopteri; Salmoniformes; Salmonidae
Source: the annotation of a GenBank genome assembly